AUGGAGGCGCAGGCCUUCUUGCAGCUGCCCCCCCAGCUGGUCGACGACUCGGCUUCCAAUCACGGGUCCUCCGUUGCCGGCGGCGACUGCUUCGACGACGACUUCCUGUCUGAUGCCGGCAGAGACUCGCCCUCCAACGCCGACUCGCUGGCCGAGGACUCUGACGAUGAGGCUGUCCCCGGCGCAGUCAGUUCGGCCGACAUGGCCCGGCUGCGGGCCAUGAGCUACGACCGCUCCCGCAACCUCAGAUGCGACUGCGAAAGCGACGGUGACGGCGACGGCCAACCGCGCCACGACCAAGCUCGGACCCGGGCUCGGACUCGACCUCGACGACAUCGACAUCGACAUCUACAAACGAUGCAGAUCCCGGCGCUGGACAUGAAGAGCGACAGCGGCAGAACCAGCUCCGACGGCAGCGGCAUCGACGCCAGCAUCGACGGCGCCUACCACCCGCUGGUCAGCAUCCUGCCGCGAGGCACAAAGCCCGUCAGGCUGGUCGGUGAGGGCGCCGCAAACGCCGUCUUCGAGAUCAAGGUGCCCCCCAGCAGCCGCGUCGGCGCGCAGUUCCAAGGCAAACUCCUGAGGGUGGCCAAGGCACCGUCUCUGGGCCGCACUCCGACCUCCUCCGACUACUACUUCCGCCAACAGGAGUUCUUCAUCCGCGAGAUCCAGCCACAUCUCGGCGACCAUGCGGUGUGCCAGGAGCUGGUCGUGCUGCACAAGUCGGGCAUUGUGGAUGAGCUCAACGCCAUGCUUCGGGACAUUAACCACCUGCGCAAGCCCAAGUUCCAGGCUUCUUUCAUUGGCCACGCCUCUUGGGGCUUUCUGGUGGAGGACAUGCGGCCAAAGGGCGACGACGGCUCCAUCCUUAUCGAGUUCAAGCCCAAAUGGCUGCUGCAGUCACCCAGCGCCCCGAAGUCGGCCAUCCGCUGUAGGCAGUGUGCCCUAGAGCUUCGCAACUAUCUGAAAUGCCCCAGCGCAAAGGCGCCGCGCCCUGAGAGAAGACCAUGUCCGAUUGCGAUUGCAAACCCCGACUGUCCUCGGCAAGUCUCGUCGCCGUUUCGAAUAGCGCCGCAGCUUGCCGGCCUGCACGACGACAAGCGCAUCCAAACCAUUCUCGACAAAAUCAUCAACCACAAGGCACUCCGAAAGCUAAGGGAUUGCCAAAAGAGCCUCGAUCAUGUAGGGCCCCUGCGACCCCCUACGAACCUGGACUUUGUCGUCGCCAUGACGCUGCGCGACUGCACGUGCUUUGCACUGGUCCCUGCAAAUGAUGACGAAGACAUCAAGCUUCGCUUUGGCGAUUUCGACUACAAGGAUCCCGAAAAGAAAUUUAGCCACUGGCGCGGCACGGAGCAGGACCUCAUCGAGGGCGGCUUCUAUACCGCCGACUGGGUUGUCUGCGGCGAUACCUAUUACCAUCCUCCAUCGAUGUGUUCGCUGGAGUGGUCCGGGAAACCUCGCACGGGAGACCCGGUCGUCCUGUUGAUGGAAGAUGCUCCCUCGAAACACAACAGCAGACGCUCCAGCGGUCCGAACAGCAACGACUCUCCUUCAUCUUCGGGGGUGGGGAAAACGGUGUACAGGCAUACGACGGAUCUUGCGGCACUACAUAAGGGCCUGGAGCCUUUCAAAAGAGACACGGUGGGCGCACUGUCGAAUUCCAUCUACAACAACCCUCUGAGGUGCAGCCCCUGA
This is a messenger RNA of Trichoderma citrinoviride, 1698 nucleotides long. RefSeq lists its product as hypothetical. The transcript has 4 exons. Gene Ontology annotation, cellular component: nucleus. The record is from RefSeq and is a predicted model, not a curated record. Gene Ontology annotation, molecular function: inositol-1,3,4,5,6-pentakisphosphate 2-kinase activity; ATP binding. The coding region runs from base 1 to 1698 and encodes 565 amino acids. NCBI's taxonomy places the organism in Eukaryota, Fungi, Ascomycota, Sordariomycetes, Hypocreales, Hypocreaceae. Gene Ontology annotation, biological process: inositol phosphate biosynthetic process.